Messenger RNA from Mycosarcoma maydis (corn smut), 1725 nucleotides. RefSeq lists its product as uncharacterized. The record is from RefSeq and is a predicted model, not a curated record. The transcript has a single exon. Lineage: Eukaryota; Fungi; Basidiomycota; Ustilaginomycetes; Ustilaginales. The coding region runs from base 1 to 1725 and encodes 574 amino acids.
AUGGCGCAAGUUCAGAUACCCUGCCCUGCUGCCGAGCGCUCUCCGCUUGACGAGGAACGAAUCUCUCUCCGUGUUUUCAGCGAUGCCGAAAGCCAAGCCAGCAGCAGAAAAAACUUUGCCAAUGCGCUUCUUACCACAAGCCAAGAUCCUACUUCUUCCGACUCACGCUUCGCCACCGGUCGAUAUGAGCUUUGGUCGUUCUACAUUUACUACAUUGGCAACUGCGGCUUGGGUCCGUUCAACUUUGCGCCCUCGCAAUUCCAGAAUCUGCUCUCGCAGCAAGCAACCAACCUUGGCGCUGGACAGUGCGGACAGGAUGGUCAAAACGAUUGUCGACUUCUGUUCGCCGGAAAGCAGAGGACGGUGGAGAGCAUCGUAUUGUUGAGUAAUGGCAUCUCGUUUGCAAUCCAAGCCUUCCUCUUCCUGGCCAUCGGAAGCUUUGCAGAUUACGGAAAGAAACGGCCCUAUAUCUUGAUUGUUUGCACUGUCGUUGCGAUUGCCAUCAGUUUCGCCUGGUUGGGCGUCACAAAGCCUCAACAAUGGCAGCUGGCCACCGGACUGUACAUGGUCGGGCUGAUCACCUACCAGCUCUGCUUGAGCUACUGGACCGCGGCGUUUCCAGGCUUGGCAAGGGAUCUACCGCACAUGCGAGAGGCUCGCCAACGACUAGUACAAGCUCGCGAGCCCACGACAGUCCAUGUUGAGACCGUCGACGACAAGGUAGCCAUGCCAUCCGUAGAACAAUCGGUUCCAGAUGACCACUUUUCGGCCGAUCAAUACAGUCUUCUCGAGACCCUGUCGAUCAACCGCAUCUCCAACAUCGCCUUUACGGUUUGCUCCGUCGGCGAACUCGUCGUUCUGGCCAUCAUUCAAGGCAUGCUGUACGCAAUCCAUGCGGAUCGAGACGAGCAGUCCAACACGAUCGCACUCUCAGCUGUUGUAGCGGUCUCGGCAGCUGUCUGGCUGCUUUGUGCGAUUCCUUGGUUCGUGAUGGAAAAGCAUCGACCAGGCCAACCUCUGCCUCCUGGUACAAAUUAUUUCACUGCAGCUGUCAAGCAAGCCGUGCUUGCCGCAAAACACCUACGGCGUCUUAGGCAAACGCUCAUCUACCUCGUCUUCUACUUUCUCUUCUCCGACGCCCUCAAUACAACCGUCACCGUGAUCUCGACGAUCCAGAACCAAGUUGUCAGCUUCAGCACAACAAAACUCAACUUGCUUCUGAUCGUCGGCAUUGCUGCUCAAGCAGUUGGCAUUUACGCUUUCUGGUUGAUUCAGAGGCACUGGCACUUGUCGACGCUCUACAUGUUUUGCUGGAUCGUCUUGUUCACCAUCAUCCUUCAGCUAUGGGGUUUCAUCGGCAUUUUCACACAACAAUUUGGGUUUCACCAUGAAUGGGAGGUGUACAUGUACCAGGCAUACUAUGGUCUUGCGGUCUGUCCGUGGUACGCCGUGUCUCAGACCAUGAUUGCCGAAGUGACUCCGAAAGGAUCAGAGUUCCUGUUUUUCUCGUUGUUCUCCAUCGUCGGCAAAACCUCGGCUUUCAUCGGCCCAUUUGUAACGCAGGCCAUCGCAGAUGAGACCGGGAACGCUUCGACGCCCUUCUACUUCCUUCUUGCUCUUUCGCUGGCGAGCUGCAUCUUGCUUUGGCCACUCGACAUCAAGAAGAGCAAGGUCGAACAGGCUACAUUCAUCGAGCAUGAAGCAAAAGACAAGAAUUUGGGCUGA